AUGGCUCUCGUCGGCCUUGACUACAAGCUGCACCUUGGAAGCAAGCCCUACAUUGCUGGCGUACCCGUCGAUGUCCUGCAUGAGCGCAACGCCCGCCGCGUCUGCGACAUGCUGAAGAGUAACGGAGGUCUCUACCUCAAGGCCGGUCAGGCUAUGGCCAUGCAGGGUAGCGUCCUGCCAGGGUGCUACCAGCAGAGACUUUCCGAACUAUUCGACGAUGCCACGCCAGCUCCAUGGUCCGACGUCGAGGCUGUUAUCUGGGAGGACUUUGGACAGACCGCUGAUCAGCUGUUCGGCCCUGCCGUCCACUAUGCCCGCUUGCCGGACGGCCGCGAGAUUGCCAUCAAGGUCCAACGGAGGCAGAUCGCGGCACAGGUGUCCUCCGAUCUGUCGACGCUCAAGCGCUUGAUCGAAUUCGCCGCAGAGGAAACCGCGAUCCCCAUGGCGUCGCUCGGAGAUUUCCUCAUGAACCACGUCAUGCAAGAAACUGAUUUCGUGCAUGAACGGUCUAACUCGGAGCGCCUUGCCAAGUUUGCGCGAGAGGACCCACGCCUAUGCGACCGUAUUCAUAUUCCUACAGUCUACAGCGACCUGAGUUCAAGGCGAAUUUUGACGACUGAAUGGAUCCACGGUCUCACGCUUCGGGACAAGGAAGGCAUUACAGCAGCAAGUAAACCAUCGGGCCGUGGGUUGAGGCUCAACCUAGGCGAUGUCAUGGAGACAGUCAUUGAGCUCUUCUCGGCCCAAAUGUUUCGCUACGGAUUCGUACAUUGCGACCCUCACCCGGGAAACAUAUUUGUGCGGCGCUUGCCUUCAGGCAAGCCCGAGAUUGUCCUUCUGGACCAUGGCCUCUACAUAACCCUCUCCAAGAAUCUGCGACAGCAGUACGCCCAAUUCUGGAAGGGUCUCCUCACGCAGGACACCGACGCCUUGAAAAAGGUGUCCAACGCCUGGGGUAUGGAGGAUCCGGAACCGUGGGCCGAUGCAUUCACGAUGAGCUCCAAGAAGCCCAAAAAGGCGCGAAGUGAAGAGACGACGGAGCAGCGUGACGAGCGCAUAAUUGCCGAAACGGCCGGCUACUUUGGAACAGAUGGCUUGUGGCCUCCGGAGCUGGUCUUUUUGGAACGCAACGUCGGCCUGGUGCAGGGUAGUAACCGGUUCCUCGGCUCGCCAGUCAAUCGUGUCAAGCUCAUUGGCACCGCGGCUAUGCGCUCGGUGCAGGCCAGCGGUCAGGAAACCAUGUGGAGGACAGUGCGGUCUAAGUGGUCGCUGUUCAUAUUGGACUUGGCUUUCUACCUCAGUAGUGUCAGGCAGUACUUUGGUUACGGUCGCGGCUUCGAAGAAGACUUGGAGGAAGAAGAGGACAGGGCGGCGCGGGAGCUGAAAGACACAUUGACGAUCGUGCUGGGUAUCGCGGUUGACUAG
Messenger RNA from Colletotrichum chrysophilum, 1425 nucleotides. RefSeq lists its product as uncharacterized. The record is from RefSeq and is a predicted model, not a curated record. The coding region runs from base 1 to 1425 and encodes 474 amino acids. Lineage: Eukaryota; Fungi; Ascomycota; Sordariomycetes; Glomerellales; Glomerellaceae. The transcript has 2 exons.